AUGGCACUGUGCGGGGGCUUCCAGGACUUCAGCUUCGAUGGCGGUGUGGCAGACAACGCCCCAGUGAUUCUUCAGCCAGCUUCCUUCGCACAGGACAGCUGGGUGUCGUCCUGCUGGGACAACGACGGCACUACUGAAGACGCCUACUUGCAGCGGUACUACGGCGCGCGGUACAACGCAAGCGUCCAAGGGGCGUUGAAUAGAACGACGGUGAGUGGGGACUACUACCACAAGCUGAGGAUGAAGCACGUGCUGCAGUUCGCCUACGCCCUGCAGAAGAAAAAGAAUAAUAUGAGGAAGAAGCAGAAGAAGAAGAGAGUGAGCGAGGCAAACUACGAGGGCUUUGGCUCCUCCUACAUCUGCGCUGCUGGCACGAUACUCGGGCCUCAAGACAAGGACACGAAGCUCCGAAGCUCUGCAGCAGUUGAGCGUUUGCUUUGGCUGGGCUGCAAGCGUAGGAUGCAAAGCGUGAUUCCAGCCAAGAAAGCCUGCGACAGCACGACGGAUGUGCAAACGCAAUGUGACACCUGGGAGUAUGUCUUCAACAAGCCUCAUCCCACCUACAACUGCAUCGUCAGAGAUUUCUGCACAUCGGCAGACUACAACUGCCUAGCUGUGCGAGGGCAGUAUAUCCUGCACCCGUCCAGUUGGGAGGCCUUUGCGGCUUGGUAG
This is a messenger RNA of Symbiodinium natans, 672 nucleotides long. NCBI's taxonomy places the organism in Eukaryota, Dinophyceae, Suessiales, Symbiodiniaceae. The record is from the annotation of a GenBank genome assembly.